UACUAAGGUAUUGGAGCAUGCGCAAAGCAACGCGGCCAUUUUCGAAAGCACGUCCGACAAAUUCAGUGAUGGACAUGUUGUAAAUAUGGAUUUAAAAUCAGACAAAGUAAUUCAGUUAAAACAGAGGGUCCAAAAUCAUUUAGCCCAGCCAUCUGUUCAGAACAAGCUGAGAUCCAUCAUCCCCAACUUAAAGUGCUCUGAAGGUAACAAUGGUAAAAUGUUAAAUCCUGCUGAUGUUAUGAAACAGCUUAAAGAGAAUGGAACUAUUGACAGUUUGUUAAAAGAUGUUAAAAAUGGUGAAGGAGAUGCACUUGCACUAAAUCAAUUAAAUCCCUGUGUGCUUACAGACACUCGAGUCGAUAUGACAACUCAGCAACUUAUUCUCAAAAUCCAAGGUGGUCGUGCUUUCCUUGACCAUCUCAGACAGCCUCCUGGUCAGCCAGCCCAGUCGUAUUUUCAACUUCACAUUUUAUUUGAAAACCAAAGAUUCAACACGCAACGUGUACCAUGUACUUGUGAUCCUGCCAUAACUGGAGAGUUCCAUCUCAAGUUCAGUAAAUCUACACAAGCUCUUACAAGUGUUGCUGAUUUAUUAACAAUAUCAGAUAAAAUCAAUAUUGUUUUAAUACGAACUAAUAACAUGGGUGAGAACUUCUUGGUUGCUUCCCAUAUGUAUGACUGGCGGCCUGUUCUGUCUAAGGGAGAAAUGACUGCCUCCAUUGAUUUAAUAGGAACAGGUGGAGUUCCUGUGGGUUUGUUGGAAAUACAAUUACAGUUGUUUCCGAAUUUAUCUAUGAAUCCAUCAAAGGAAGCUGUUACCAAACAAACAGAGUCUGAAACGGAAAGUCAGCGCAUGAAAGAGAAGAAGUUUAUAGCUUAUGCCAACAGUUGGUGGAGUGAAUAUCUACAAAUAAAUGACACUUUCAAAGAUAGAAUUGUGAAAAUAUUUGCUCAGGAUGAAAACUCCAAAAACCGUUUUGUUUGUUCGUUUGUAAAACGUCUCAAAGCCAACCGAUUGUUGAGUUCUGCACGAGAGGCAGCACGGUUUGUCAGUCUAAUCCCUGUUGGAAAAUCAGAGACAAUAGGACAUGCAAUGACAUCAGAAAGAUGGACUUCAAUGCAUUCUUUUCUGUGUUGUAAUAAAGGAGGAUCCAUGGAUCAUGCUAUUUUAUUGUGUAGUCUGUUGCUUGGCUUUGGUCUAAAUGCAUAUGUAUGUGUAGGAACCAAGUCAAAAGGCAGUAUCCACUUUUGGGUUGUUACAAUCAGCUGUGAAGGACUGGUAACAUUUUGGGAGAGUUUAACUGGUCUUACGUAUAUUCAUAAACCUUUAGAUCAAAAUAAUCCACCUCUGGCCAAGAAAUAUGCUCAUCCUAUGCCUUACAGAACUGUAGGAUGUAUCUUUAAUCAUUGUCAAUUCUAUGCCAAUUGUCAGUCAAGUGAUGCCAUAGAGAUAUGUGAAUUCAAUGUAAAAGUAUCAAGCAGUUGGAAAUCUAUGUCUGAGAAUGCCAUCUGGUCAAUUUGUGAACCUUCUUCUUGUCCUCUCUGGCCUCCACUUUGCCCACUUAGACGUAAUCCAUUUGACACAGUGAAAUAUAGUGAUCUUCUUGAGAAGCAACUUUGUGAUUUAGUCGUUGCAUACAGACAGAAUGAAGGUCUCACAACUCAGUGGGAUCACGAACUUUCUUACUUACUGACAUCUUUGCUGUCUUCUCAUGAAUGUGAACGAAUUACAGGUUUUACUGCUGGUAACGAAGAAUUUCAAGAUGCCUUGCAGCAAGCAAUUCCUGAGAAACAUACUUUCAGUGGUUUUCCGAUUCAGCAAAAACACACAAACAUUAAAAAGUUGUUUCAUGAAGCUCUGAAGUCCUCUGUUUGUCAAGACAUCAUUUCAUGCCGAGGAGACAAAGUCCGCCUGUCCGUCAGAGUCUGUGUUUUUCCCUACCCUGAAAGUGUAUGUGCAAUGUGGGCCAUGUUUGCUUGUGUUUGCCAAAGGAUUAUUUAAACAGUAUUUCAUUGCAUAAUCAUUUUUACAAAUGAUUCCUCAUCAAUUUCCAUCAAACUCGAAUUUUUACGAUAACCUGAUAAGUAAGAAUCAUUAAGAUUAAUCAGACUAAUUAGACAUGUUAUUAACUUUUGUUGUUAUACAUUUUGUUAGUGUGAAUCUUCUUCAGCUGCACAGUUUUACUUAUUUAUAUAUAUAUAUAUAUAUAUAUAUUCAUUUAUAAUUAUAUAAUAUAAUUAUAUUAAAGGGUGUGGAUAAACCCCACCAACACGCUAGAAAUAGACGCCAAAUGGCUCUACAAACAGGUGCUAACGGAGAUGUAGUUUUUAGAGCCAUUUGGUGUCUAUUUCUAGCGUGUUGGUGGAUGUUUAUCCGCAUCCUUUGAUAUAAUUAUUAAUUAGUAUAAAUUGUAACCCGUAUGUUUUUUUUUUAUUUCAUGCUGGCCACUUGAUAAAAUCAUUAAAGUGGUUUUAUCCUUAAUUUUGUAUAAUAUAUAUAUAUAUAUAUAUAUAUAUAUAUAUCAAAGGAUGUGUUAUACUAUUCCAUAACCAUACCAACAAUCCAACAUACCUCCAUCAUCAGCUGCCCCACGGAUAUCAUUAUGGUUUUGACACCUGGACAGUGCCAUUCAAUCCUGCAGUGUCAACACACACACACACACAUAUAUACACUUUCAUCUGAAGUUUACAGUGGCAUGAAACUCAAGUUGUGAGAUAAACUCUCAGCAACAGUUACACGUGUGUGUGUAUGUGUAUAUAUAUAUAUGUAUAUAUAUAUAUAUAUAUAUAUAUAUAUAUAUAUAUAUAUAUAGCCAUAUAUAUAUAUAGCCAUAUCUUUUAUCUUUUACCUCUUUCAGUCAUUGAGCUGCCUUAAAGGGAUUAAUCGAACAAAAACAAAUCACCCUCAGCACUUAUAUUUAAGUCUGUUACUUAUUGUCAGUUCCUUUUGCCGAACCGCUAAGUUAUGGAUGUAUAAAGAAAUUGAUACAAGUUGUCAGGCAGUGUGGUAGAGACAAAAACACACACACACCAAUACGCACACAUGUGUGCAACAAGCUUCUAUAUAAAAGGCAUUGGUUAUCUAGGCCCUAUAAUAGGAGACAUCUACCCAAGGUGCCAUGCAGUGGGAUUGAACCCAAAACUGUGGUUGUGCAAAGUGUUCUUAACCACACACCCAUGCCUGCAUGAUGUGUUUGUGUGUGUGUGUAUUUUUGACAGGGACUUAAAAGUUUUGGCCACUCAAGCCGUUGUUGGACUGCUGAUAAUGGCUUAACUGGUCAAAACUUUGAAGUCACUGUCAACCAUAUUCUUGUUUAAGAAUAAACUUGUAUAGAGUAACCCCUCAGAUUAACGUAAAAUUGUCUUUAUUGUAACGAAACAUAAAAGCAAUAAAAUGUAUAUAAAAUUAAUACUCAGCAAUUACAGAGUGGCUUAAGGGGCUGAGAGUUUCAUGCAUUGAUUUUCCUGUUUGCAUCACCAAACUUUUAUAUAUAUAUAUAUAUAUAUAUAUAUAUAUGUGUAUAUAAAUGUAUGCAUAUGGUAGCUGAAGUUAUUGAAUAUACCAAGGAUACCUCAUUUCAGAAAUGUAUGGUUGUAUUAAUCCUAAAAUGAAUUUAUUUAAACGUUUAUAGAAGUAAAAUUACUUUACAUAGUUUAUUGUUAUUGUUCAAUUUAAAAAGAUCACCAGCUAUGUUAUCUUUCAUGUUGAACAUUUAUUUUUUAAUUAAUUCUAGAAAUGUUUUUUCUUGUUUGUGUAUUCAUUAUAUGAAAAUUUCCUUCUGUUUAAGUUAUAUUUAUUUAUUUUUAAUUGGAAGCCCAUUAAAUUAAUAUUAGAAACCAUGAAAAAAAUUAUGGAAAUGUCUAAAUAUUUUUAUCAGUUUAUUUGAAAAACAGUAUCAUGCCAGUUUAGUUUUUGGUAACUAUUACAGCAUCAUGUUUAGAUGUUGUUUUGGUUUCAGUCUUUCUCAGAAUUUCUUAGUUCUAAGAUACUUCCUGUUUUAAAGGAAUCCAAAUUAAAACCUUCCAACGAAAUUUCAUGUUACUGUAUACGGUACACCUUUUUCUUUCUUCACCAAAAAAAAUCACUCUAGAUUCUAAAUGCUAAGUUCGGGCUCCCAUAAGCCCUAUCUCUCAACUACCAUAUUUGUUCACUCAGAUUGCUACUUUCCUAAUCACUUUCACCAGUUUGAUUGUCCAAAUCACUCACAUUGCCCGAGAAGUGUAAACUCUUUGUCUGAAGAAUACACAUCAUUAAUAAUUUCCUCGUUUGCAAAGAGUGUAAGCCUUGCUUGUUUACAAGAUAAAGUGUUGAGUUCAUUACAUGCCUGUUUUAUCAUAAAAUUCUUCUCUUUUUCAAUUAAAAACAAAACUGAACAACAGCUCAGAUGGGGGAAACACUGUUAGCAAUGAGUCAUAAAUACACUUGACUACAAAAUAGUUGUGUUUUUAGUAUUUUAUUUUCUCUUUUUGUGUAUGUUGGUCAUCACUGCUUUAUCAGGAAUCCAGUAGCGAUUUUGUUUAUGCUAUUCCCAGUAGGCUAGGAACACAGUAUGAUAGGGCUCAUGUAUGAAUAACAUUUUGAUUUUGAAUAUGUACAACUGAAAUUGGGGUACAUCUAAUACACCUGUAUGUCUUUUAUGCUGUCAAAAGCUUAAUAAUACCAAAGUUGUUUUACCAAAUUCUCCUUUAUUUUUCAAAUGAAUUGAAACAUUAUUUCAACAGAAAUAUGGUAACAAAACGGUUAAAUGAUAAAUCUCCACCUUGUGAUUUUGACUUGUUCUGUUUGUGUAAAACCACAUUCAUUUAUCUGGAGUACUAUAUUUGCUGGCAUAAAAGUUAUCUUGGUACAUUAUAGAUGUACCCCAAUUUCAGCUGCGCAUAUUCAGGGAGAAAAGGGUUUAGGUACAUUAAAGCAUGUACUACAGGUCCAACUUUGCUUAUAGGACCCGGGGCAAUUUUUCGAUAUAUUUUUUUUAUAAAAAAAGUGCUCUUAUGUGCAGACUGAUAUAAGGUUUUGUUCUCUUGAGCCAAGAAUUACAUUCUUUAAGUACAAACAGUUUAUCAUUGUGAAACUCCCCACAUUCUUUGGGCUCUCAUAAUUAUAUAACUGCUGCAAGCAUUUUGUAAAACCAUAAAACAUAAUUUUGAAUCAAAUUUUUUUUCCUGGUGUAACCAUCAAUUAAAACAGAUAGAUUAUAUAGAUCUUGAAAGUGAUUUUUAUAGUAAUAAUAUAGUAAUAUAUGUGUGUUUGUGUAUUUUUUCCUUUUUAAGCUGGCAAAUAUGCUCUGGAAAAAUUUAUUACAGAUUUCCUUAUUGGUAUUAAACUGCUGAGAUUAAAAGAUUUCCUGAUAGUUUUUUCUAUCAUUAGUUUAUAAUUUUGAUAAGGGACUGAUUUUUAAAAAUAAAUCUUGCUUUCUGUGUUGCUAAUUCAAAGAUCAAUUUUAUCAAUUACAUCACUUAUCAUUUUACAUGAUUAAUCAGCAUAUUUGAGACUAAUUAAGUCAAUUUUUAUUCUCAGUAAUUAAGAACUUUUUUCAGAAUACAAUCAAUCUCUGUAACAUUAGCUGCCGACUUUUUUUUAACAUUUUGAUCCUCUAUUGACAAGGUGAAAACUAUUUUGAAUUUGUAUUUUUAUAGUAUGAAAAAUGUUUGGGUUUGGGGUAAUAGUCCCACACUAAUGAAAAAUGUUUAUGAGUUGAGGUUUAUUAGUUGCACACCUAACUAGGUUUGGGGCACCAGUUUCAUUCCUUAGUGGAUUAAGGGUACCACACAACAUUGAAACAACAAUCUCAAGUGGAUUUAAUAAUAGUUUCUUAUUUAAGCAGAAGGCUAGCAGAUUUGAGGGGAAGAGAUUCAUUGAUGCC
Messenger RNA from Octopus bimaculoides (California two-spot octopus), 5864 nucleotides. RefSeq names its product centrosomal protein of 76 kDa. The record is from RefSeq and is a predicted model, not a curated record. NCBI's taxonomy places the organism in Eukaryota, Metazoa, Mollusca, Cephalopoda, Octopoda, Octopodidae. Gene Ontology annotation, biological process: regulation of centriole replication. Gene Ontology annotation, cellular component: centriole.